Messenger RNA from Ipomoea triloba (trilobed morning glory), 1485 nucleotides. RefSeq names its product replication factor A protein 1-like. Lineage: Eukaryota; Viridiplantae; Streptophyta; Magnoliopsida; Solanales; Convolvulaceae. The transcript has 10 exons. The coding region runs from base 1 to 1485 and encodes 494 amino acids. The record is from RefSeq and is a predicted model, not a curated record.
AUGGCUCCAAUGUACAUCCUUGCGCGUGAUAUUGAUGAUAGGAAGACUACUGCUGCCAUGAGAUUGCGCCUCAUACGUACCUACGAUAUUGUACAGAGCAGAUACAGUGACAAAGUGAGAUCGAGGGAAUGUGUAUUCCAUGAUGAAGAGGGUUCCUAUGUGCAUCUGAAUAUUCCUGGGAACAAUGUUUCUGCUGCUAACUCAUUCAUAGAAGGUCAUGUGUAUUGCCUAAAAAAUUUCCUGCCUUUUGACUCAAUCAAGAGUCUAGAAGGAAUUGAUCCAAAGGUUCUGAUUGAUGUCAUUGGUCGUGUGAUGCAUAUCUUCUCACCAUUGGAUAAGAUUAUCAAUGGGAGGCCUUCUAAACUCAUUGAUUUUGUAAUCGAGGAUUUAAAGGGCAUUCAACUGAAAUGUACUGUAUGGGAUCAGCAUGUGAAAAAGGCCAUGCCCUUUUGCCAAUAUGACUUAAAAGAACCAGUCAUUGUGCUUAUUCAAAUGUGUAGGGUUAAAGUGCCAGAAAAUAGUGGAGAAGUCAAAAUUUGUAGCUCCUAUGAUGCAACCCAACUGUUGUUUAACCAUGAAUGUGAUGAGUGUACUGAUUUCAGAGACAGACUAUGUAAUCAACCAACUCCUUUGAAGAUCAUCACCUCAAAUUCCAGCCUUAGUGGUUCAACUUACACUUUGGGUGAUCAAAGCAGUUCUAAUAUGGUAUUUAGUACCAUUUCUGAACUGUAUGAAAGAAGUGAGACUGGGGAAUAUUGGGUGCCAUGUAUUAUUCUGGAGCUAGAUUGUAAUUUCAUAGACUGGUAUUAUCUCUCUUGCAUUUCUGGUAGGUAUAAUAAAAAGGUUGAUCUAAAGGGUGGGAUGUAUGUCUGUGGUAAGUGUGGAACUCACUGUGAUAAACCUAAGUUAAGAUAUAAGAUAAAACUUAGAGUCUAUGAUGCCAAAGGUAGUGCACCAUUCUUACUUUGGGAUCGUGAGGCACUUGAGCUAUUGGGGGGCAUCACAGCUGAAGAGCUUAAGGCUAUGCAGCCAAAGGUUCCAACCAAAAUUCCUAAAGAGAUUGUAUCAUUGGUUGGUAGAGGAAUGCUAUUCAAGAUAAAUGUUGAGAGGGAUCGGUUAGAGAAACGCAACCUUGCUUUUCCAGUCAUGCAAAUCAAAGACGACAUUGUAGUGGUGAACGAGUAUUGUCCUGGAAUGUUGAAGGUUACUAAUCAGAAGCCAACUAAUUCCGUUGAGCAAUUGGAUGAUGACUUUGAUUCUGAUGAGGGCUUUUUUUCUGAUGAAGAGGCUGAAAAUCCUCUUCCAAAUUCAUUAACUCAAGUGUCUAAAGGUGGUGCCAAUGAUAGUGAAGCAGUUAAAAGGAGGCUUUUGGACGAGUUCUCAUCCACCCAGGUUUCAAAGAAGAAGACACACACUGUGCUUAUCAAGGUUGAAAAAGAUAGUGAAUUAGCAAUUGACCAAAACUCACAGAACACUGAGAUCUGA